CGGAGGGAGGCGGUGGGAAUAUUCGAACCUUGUUCGGCAUAGCAGCUCGCCCGCUGGUCUCUUCGAUCAGCUCCACGUAGAAAACGAUAGAUCUUCGGCUAGGUUUUCUUUUUUUCCUUUUUUUAGAAUAUUUUGAUUUAGUCCCUCGUAUCACCGAAAUCGUUGUCGGAUCCCAGUUCUCAAUGAUUGCUACCGUGCGAUGCGUUAGAAUGAGGGGAUUCAAUAGCAAUUCCUAUGAACUGAGGGACUAAUUCAAAGUGAUAAGAUCAAUGCGACUAAUAUUGAAAUAAACAACUUUUUAUUUUUUUGGGGUUUGGUUUGGGUCGAGGUUUUAAGGGAAAAUGAUGGUUGUUGCUAUUUUUGGAGUUGGGUAUGGAGUUAUGAGAGGGAUUAGGGGAUACAGGAACGGGAACGAGUCAAGAAUGAAGAGGCAAUCGUCGGCGACUGCGGCUGGGUUGAUGUCUCAGAUAUCGAAGAUCGACGAGGAAUCCAUGGGAGGCUACGGACUGGGUCCAUGGGAGGAGCAGAGGAGCAGAGACAGUCAAACAGAGAACGGCACGCUGAAUCAUCAGUUGGGCUUGCACAAGACUUCGUCGGAGAUGUCUGCGAUCGAGAAGUUCUUACAGUUUCAGGAUUCGGUUCCUUGUAAGAUUAGAGCUAAACGAGGGUGUUCUACUCAUCCACGAAGCAUUGCCGAAAGGGUGAGGAGGACAAGGAUCAGCGAGCGCAUGAGGAAGCUACAGGAGCUUGUCCCCAACAUGGAUAAGCAAACUAACACCGCGGAUAUGCUAGAUUUGGCUGUGGACUACAUCAAAGAUCUCCAGAAACAGGUCAAGGUACUGGGAGAAGGAGAAAGUUAGGCUAGCAUAUAGACCCGUCCAUACGAAUACUCUCUGGAUAGUGAAAUUGAAACAUUACCUCCAAAAGCACGUGUUUAUUGAAACCUGAAGGUCAUCUGUUCUGUUUGAUUUUUGAAAUUACCUGAUUACUAGAGGUUUUGAAGUUCAAACUCAUGUUGGAAUAUAAUGGGUUUUAAAAUUUUUAUGUAAAAGUUUGUAAACAAUUUAUGUAUCUCUCUACUAUUUUGGUGAAUGU
Messenger RNA from Asparagus officinalis (garden asparagus), 1095 nucleotides. Its product is annotated as transcription factor bHLH130-like. The record is from RefSeq and is a predicted model, not a curated record. The transcript has 5 exons. NCBI's taxonomy places the organism in Eukaryota, Viridiplantae, Streptophyta, Magnoliopsida, Asparagales, Asparagaceae. Gene Ontology annotation, cellular component: nucleus. Bases 342 to 860 code for a protein of 172 amino acids. Gene Ontology annotation, biological process: regulation of transcription by RNA polymerase II. Gene Ontology annotation, molecular function: RNA polymerase II cis-regulatory region sequence-specific DNA binding; protein dimerization activity; DNA-binding transcription factor activity, RNA polymerase II-specific.